AUGGCGUGGGUCAGCGCGCCGCGCGUCAACGGCAAGUCGGUGCUGCAGCUUGAAAGCGCGGGCGACGUCUCGUGGCGUAAGGGCCAGAAGCUUUGGAGGCCGCUGUGCCGCAAGCUCAACCUUGUCGUGCGGCGCGUCGCCGAGCUGCAGGUCCAGGGCUCCCGCGUCUACAUCAAGACGGCUGCGGCGGAGGCGGCCGUUGCUCAGCGGCGAGAGCGGGCCAUGACAAUGGCGGCGUACGUCCGGCACCUGGAGGGGGCUGCCGCUGCCAAGGCCAAGGCGGCGCAUGGGGAGAGCGGCACCGGCAACGAGAUGGGGUGGGAGGUGAUGAGUGAAAGGGGGUUGUGGCUGAUCGGCUUGCAGUGUGCCUUUGCAUGA
Molecule: messenger RNA, 378 nt
Organism: Monoraphidium neglectum
Lineage: Eukaryota; Viridiplantae; Chlorophyta; Chlorophyceae; Sphaeropleales; Selenastraceae
Exons: 1
Coding region: 1-378 (125 amino acids)
Source: RefSeq, a predicted model, not a curated record